UCCACCUUGGAAACUUCAUACCUGCAUAUUUUAUGCGAAAAGUCUAGGGAAUAGAGAGGAAUCACUGAUCUUUUUCAACUUACAAAACCAAAAUCUGUUCAUUUUGAACUUCGAGUCCUUGUUAAAAAGGACAGUUUGAUUUCUAUAUCGUAGGGCUGUGCCUCGCGAAAUCCCCUAAAGAUCAAUCACUCCGCAGCAGUGCAGACUACAGCUAUAACUCUGUUUUGCCUCGUAUACAUAAGAAUUUAAAACGAGUUUCAUUUCCACAACUUCGAUUCUUCUUUCAAUCUUACAAAGACUUCCAUAUUCUCGAGUCCUCUCCCUUUUAACACAAAAAUCUCCAACGAAAACGAUGAAUCUCCGUAAUAACCUCUUUGGCCAAGGGUCAAGAGCUUCAAGAGGGGAGCAACAACCAGCAGGUUAUGGUAGAGCUCCAGCACCUCCUCCUCGGGAAGACACUGCUAUGAGUGGCUAUGAUGAGACAAAAUAUAACCCUGCUGGACGUGGACGAGAGUUGCCUAUAAAAUCAUCAAAAUCAGGUCCAAUAUCUCACAGGAGAGCACAACUAAAUAUCGCCAAAAUCGAAGAUAAAACAAAGGCGAAUCUAUACAUUUUUGGCAAUUUGUGAGUAGCUUGGUUCACAUGUAAUGCACUGCUUGUGCUGACAAUUUUGCAAGGUCCGCAGUAUCCCCUACGGACUUUCCGCAUAACCCAGACGGAUCGGAUAUAUACCUUAUAUUGAACGGCAUGUUUGUGGUUACUGCAAGGCCCUUGGAUGGCUUCCCUCAAGGAUGUAUUAGUUUGUCGGAUCCUCAAAGAACGUGGUGUAAUGUUGGAAUGUUGGAUCCAAUAGCCGCGGAAACAUACGAUCCCUUCAUUCAAGGGCCUUCAGCAUAUCUUGGUGCUCUUGACGUUGAGGUUGGAUUUGCCUCGGCGAAGAAGGUCUCAGAUAUGCCUUAUGACCAAGAUGAACUGGCCGCCGUGUUCAUCAAGUGGUUCGAGAACCAAAUCUUUGCUCCUGGUCAAAGGCUGUUGAUGGAUUUCAAAAACGUCCCUUUGUCAUUUCUUGUAAAAACAGUUCAGUUAUCUGACUUGAGGAUGGAAAAAAGCGCUGAGCCCUCUCCAACCGUCAGUGUUCCACAGGCUCGGGGUAUCUUAGUGAGGACAACACCCAUCACAUUCUACAAAGAUGCAAAAUCACCCAUUAAGUUAAAGGGAUCGAGUAAGCGGCCGGCCGCUAAUUCUAUCAUCGCACCGGACUUUAAAUUCGAAAAUAUGGGCAUUGGCGGUUUAGAUACAGAGUUCAGUGCUAUUUUCCGAAGAGCUUUCGCUUCUCGUAUCUUUCCCCCUGGUUUAAUUGAGAAAUUGGGCAUUCAGCACGUGAAGGGUAUUCUUCUCUUCGGUCCUCCGGGUACUGGAAAGACGCUUAUUGCCCGCCAAAUCGGAAAAAUGUUGAACUCAAGAGAGCCCAAGGUAAUUAAUGGUCCCGAAGUACUUAAUAAAUACGUUGGUCAAUCCGAAGAAAACAUCCGAAAGCUCUUCGCAGAUGCCGAAAAGGAGUACAAGGAAAAGGGAGACGAGAGUGGUCUUCAUAUCAUCAUUUUCGAUGAAUUGGAUGCUGUAUGCAAGCAAAGAGGCAGUGGAUCAGGUGGUGGAACUGGUGUUGGAGACAGUGUUGUCAACCAACUGCUGUCUAAACUCGAUGGUGUUGACCAGCUCAACAAUAUUCUUCUUAUUGGAAUGACCAAUCGUAUGGAUAUGAUUGAUGACGCUCUUCUUAGACCUGGACGUCUGGAAGUUCAUAUGGAGAUUUCUUUGCCAGAUGAAGCUGGCAGAGCACAAAUCCUUAAGAUUCAUACUUCCAAGAUGUUAAAGAAUGAUGUUAUGGAUUCAGAUGUGGACGUUGCUGAACUCGCUCAUCUAACCAAGAAUUUCUCGGGAGCUGAAAUUGGUGGUCUCGUCAAAUCGGCCUCAUCCUUCGCUUUCAAUAGGCAUGUCAAAGUUGGCACCGUUGCGGGAGUUAGCGACGACAUUGAAAACAUGAAGGUUAACCGCAGCGAUUUCAUGCAUGCCCUCGAUGAAGUUAAACCCGCAUUUGGUGUGUCUGAGGAAGAACUUGAAGGUGCCAUGGCAGCAGGUAUCUUACCUUUCAGCAGGCACAUUGAAACCAUUCUCAAAGAUGGCCGUCUGUUCAUAGAUCUUGUAAGACAGUCGAAAACGACAUCUCUGUUCUCUGUUCUCCUUCAUGGACCCCCUGGUGCUGGUAAAACUGCCCUUGCAGCAGCUAUUGCCAAAAGCUCGGAAUUUCCAUUCAUCAAGCUUGUUUCCGCUGAGAACAUGGUUGGUUUCGGCGAUGGCCAAAAAAUUCAAUAUCUCAACAAGGUCUUUAUGGAUGCAUACAAAUCUCCUCAAAAUAUUGUUGUUAUAGACAAUAUUGAGCGUAUUAUAGAAUGGGUUCCUAUCGGUCCUAGAUUUUCCAAUGCGGUUCUACAAGCCCUCAUGGUUCUUCUCACUAAACAACCACCAAAUGUAAGUACUCUACAUUCUUCCGCUAUACCAUGAUACUAACACAUUUUUAGCAACGUCGUCUCUUAAUCAUAGGCACUACAUCUCAACGUAGCGUCCUCAAACAACUCGAUCUUCAGCCCAUCUUCAACCGUGAACUCGCAGUCCCUAACGUCAAUACUUUCAGCGAAUUAGCAACUAUAUUGCGAGAAGUCCAGGCGUUCGAUAACGAGGGCGAUUUGCAAGAGUCGUUGAAUCAACUGAAACAAUAUACGGAGAGUGACAGUAUCGGCGUGGGUAUCAAAAAGGUACUGUUAGCCGUAGGGGAAGCGAAACAGGAGAAGAAUAAUGUAGCAGCUAGGUUUGCCGAUAUCAUGGAACAGUUGAUUGCGAGUGGCAGGGAUUAGGUGGAUUGGAAGGACAUAGAAGGUACCUUGGCGUUGGAUAUGGGUAUGAUAGAUAGAGUUAUUUUUAAUAGAUGUUGAGAUUAAGUGGAAGAAUUAGAUUAAUCCCAGAGAUCAUCGCAAUUAAAAUGUUUACGUGUAUUAA
Sclerotinia trifoliorum is the source of this 3054-nucleotide messenger RNA. Lineage: Eukaryota; Fungi; Ascomycota; Leotiomycetes; Helotiales; Sclerotiniaceae. The record is from the annotation of a GenBank genome assembly.